AUGAGAUUGAAUUAUCCAGAUAAUGCACCCCGAGAUCCAGAUGCUUUUAAUAAUUUUAUUGAAAAUGAAUUAGGAAGACGAUUAGGGUAUGAAAAUUUUCAUCUUUAUCGCACACCCAUAGAGAAAAUUAAUACAGUCAGAAGAGUUUCAGGCACAAAGCGCUUCACUCCAGCCAUACGACAGCAGAAGUCAGUAUGCAAAAAUACAAGGGUAAAAACGCGACAGCCCCCUGACAUACAGCCAAAAAAAACCAAUUACGCAGUAAGAUUUGAGGAAGAAUAUCAUUCAGAUAGCACCUCUGUAAAUUCAGAAGAAUCAGAAGAGGAGGACUUGUCUGAUCAAGAAGAGAGUUCUGAGGAAGAUGAGAACAAUUCACUUACAGAACAACGCAGCUCAAAAAAAUCGUCUACAAUAGCUAUAAUUCAAAAAAUAUUCCGUGCAUCAUUUAAGUCAAUGAUAGAGGCAUUGAUUAAGGAAUGUCCUGAAUCCCUUUUACCACAGGUUUUAGAUUAUUUGGGUAAAGUAUAUAACAGUUUGAAGGAUAGGCUUCUAGACAAUUUUGCCUCGAAAUAUUCUUCCAAGGAGAAAGAGACCAACACAUUAAAUUUCGCAAUCAAGAAUUAUUAUGCAGAAAGCUUACAGAGCAAGGAGGCUUUUGCCUCUGCCGCUUCAUGCCUCGAUCAACAAGUGAAAAAAUCUUAUUGGCCAAACCCAACGCGGGAGAUCAAUUUUAUUCAAUCGAUUAUUUCAGAUGACAUUGCAGAAAAAACAGGGCAUAAAAUCGAUAAAUUAAAUGUCCCAUCGAUUACAGGCAUUGCGAGUAAGGCUAAUGUAAUUGGUACGGUUUACGAUUUGCCAGUAACUAUUGGCAGUGGUGAUGAUGCGAUCACUAUUUAUGAUAACUUUUCUGUUGUCAAGGCUGAAAGAAAUAGAAACGGAGAUUAUAAAUCUUUAGUAUUGUUUGGGACACCAUGGCUUAAUAAAAUUGGAUGGGAGCCUAUUGCGAAUCGCGAGUUCAAGGUAAACAAUAAUGGAAAGUGUCUAACUAUACCUCUUUCAGUACAUAAAUCCCAGCGCGAAGUGUUUACAGCAGAAAAAUUGGAACACGUUCCAGUUGUUUGGCCACAGAAGGCUUCUGUCAACGAUUUAGUAUUAAAAAAAAAUUGA
This is a messenger RNA of Paraglomus brasilianum, 1167 nucleotides long. Lineage: Eukaryota; Fungi; Glomeromycota; Glomeromycetes; Paraglomerales; Paraglomeraceae. The record is from the annotation of a GenBank genome assembly.